UAAUGGACACAACUCAAUUAAAGACAAAAGUGAUAAAUGAAUUUACUAAGAAAAAUAAAUAGUUAUUAGAUGAAUGGUCUGAAAAAACAGUUUAGGCAUAUUUAGAGUAAUGUAGAAAAUUUACAGAAGAAAUGUAUUCAGGAAAUUUAAUCAUGGUUGAUGAUGGAUACAAUUAAACUUAAGAAGAAUUAUUGAUUUUGGAAAACCUUUUUAAAAGUAUAUUUAUUUAUAUGAAUUAUAGAUUAUACAAAAACAAAAGGAGAUAUAUAACAUAAACUUCGUAUAGGAUACUCAAUAGCAAGAAAACUUUAUAUGGAAAAUCUUCAAUAGAGAGUAUUUAAAAUAUUCAAAGAAUAAGUGAAAUUUUAAAAAUACAUUAGAAGUAUGAAGGUUUAUGCAACAAAACAUUAUAAGUAAAAAUUUAUUUAAAAAAAUAUAGAUAGAGACUUCCAAGAUAAGUAUUUAGUAAGUGGAGAAAAUUAGCUCAUAAUUAAACUAGACAUAUCAUUUUAUAAUAAGUAAAUAGGAAAACUGAUAGUGAAAUAAUGCAAAUGCAAAAAGAAUAUGAGUAAUUAAUAGGAUAAUUGGAAACUGUAUUAGAAAAAAAAUUAAUUGAAUUAAAAGUCGAAGAAGAAUAACAUAAAGAAUUAGUUUUAAGAUAUGAUGGAAUAGUUGAAAAAAGAACAGCAGUAAAGCAUUGA
Paramecium pentaurelia is the source of this 701-nucleotide messenger RNA. The record is from the annotation of a GenBank genome assembly. NCBI's taxonomy places the organism in Eukaryota, Ciliophora, Oligohymenophorea, Peniculida, Parameciidae.